AUGACACCAUGCAUUUUUGAGAAAUUGAAUCCUGUCGUUAUGUCAAAUGAUAUUCAUGAGAUUAUUCACGAAUCAUGGAUUGAUGAAGGGAUACCAACAAUUUUAAUUGGUCCUAGUGUUCAAAUAGAUAACAGUCGUACAAUGUUUCUGCCUGCAUUGCCAACAUACCUUUUGUCUACAAAUAAACUUCAAGAAGUUCUUCGAAAAGUCAAAUCAUCAUCAUGGUGGAAUAUUGAUUCUCGUUUCUUGAUCGUUGAUAUUUUUAAAAACUGUGACAAUGCUUGGAACAUACUUCAAAUUAUGUGGAAGAUGAAUUUACUUUCUUCUUUACUCAUAUGCCAAGAUGUUGAUGAUUCAAUUGCAUUGUAUACUUACAAUCCUUAUGCAAAUUAUGCACCGUAUCCAUGGCAGCAUGUAAAUACUACAUUUAAUGAACGAAAUCAGCAAUGGACGUUGUUCAAGCGACAUGACUUUGAAGGUCAAUACGGCUGCAGUAAUUUGUUUUUUGAUAAAACAAAACAUUUAAACGGUUCUGAAGUUAUUGUUGAAGCAAUGGUAAGCCCACAAGUAUCAAUAGAAGUUGGAAAAGCCUACAACAUCAAUUCAAUAGAGGAGAAAAUGCCAUUUUUUAUCUCUGCAAGUUUUAAAGAAGUCUUUUCUGCUCUUAAUCUAAUGCCUACGAUUUACUAUAUUGAUGUGACUAAAGCAAAAAAUAUAAAAAACCAAUCCAAAGGUGGAUUUUUACAAAAUUUAGCCGGUGGUACUUGUGAUAUCGGCUUAAAUUUUUUAUCUGUCACAGAUGAUCAUGAUACUUUAGACUUACUUUACCCACGACGCACGAUAAAUUUUAUAAUUUUGACACGUCACAAUAAAAUUAUCUCAUCUGUAGACGACCUCGGGUUUGUUUUUAGUUUUGGAACAAUUAUUCUUGCUGCUGCAAUUUUCAUAAUAACAUUCAUUGUACUGCUAAUCUGUAAAAGGCUACAGUUUGGAUCAGCAUUGCUUGAAAUUUUGAGCUUAUUGUUGAGCAUGAGUAUGAAUUGUAAGUUUUAUAGGCUUUCGUUACGAAUUUUUGUGACAUCUGUACUUAUUUUCGUUAUAUUCAUGAAUGCUAUUUAUCAAAGUAAAAUGUCAGCUUAUUCAACUCGAUUAAAUCGAGAUGCUGUUAAUAGUAUUAAUGAUUUGUUCGAUCUGAAAUAUUCAAUUUACAUGAUACGUUACGCCGGAAAAAUUGUUGGCGUUAGUGAUUGGGACGAUAAACAGAAAAAAUACGUUCAGUUCACAGAUUAUCUGUGUUUUAACCACGUUAUUCAAAGUAAUAAUUCUCAUACAGCAUGUCUUGGACCCGACAGAGGCCAUUUAUCCAUUGCUUUCAAAUAUAACUUACAUGCGACUUUAGUUAAUAUUCAUCAAUUCGAAACUCCGUUUGUUCGUAAUGAUUGGCCUCUUAAAUCUCGA
Molecule: messenger RNA, 1458 nt
Organism: Cotesia congregata
Lineage: Eukaryota; Metazoa; Arthropoda; Insecta; Hymenoptera; Braconidae
Source: the annotation of a GenBank genome assembly